Messenger RNA from Euleptes europaea (tarantolino), 1440 nucleotides. It is a transcript of the gene SLC10A1, whose product is annotated as solute carrier family 10 member 1. Gene Ontology annotation, molecular function: bile acid:sodium symporter activity. Gene Ontology annotation, biological process: bile acid and bile salt transport. The transcript has 7 exons. Lineage: Eukaryota; Metazoa; Chordata; Lepidosauria; Squamata; Sphaerodactylidae. Gene Ontology annotation, cellular component: membrane. The record is from RefSeq and is a predicted model, not a curated record.
AUGGGUGGCUAUUUACUCUCUUCCUGGAAGAAAGCUUUUCCUCCAUCUUCAAACUUGAGGACUGACUUUGAUUAUUUAAGUGGCACAUGGAGGAAGUCCAUGUACGCAGAAGAUGAAAAAUCUGAGCUGCAGAGCAGUAGGGCCUUUUUAGUUGCUGUUGUAAUAGUAGUAGAAGGACAGAAAGGGCUACUGGGAGAGUGCAAAUUACUCCUGAAACGUAAAGACAAGUAUGACAUGCACUGGGAAAAAAGAACCAAAAAACUGGAGAUUGUCGGCAAAACCUACAAGAACAGCCUUCUUCUAAUCCUCUUUACUCCCGUAGCUCCCCUUAAAGGGCGAAUGAUGGCUAAGAUUCCUUCCUCAGCAGCUGACACUAGUGAUACCUAUAACACCUCAGAAUACUGGAAGCCAAUAUCAUCAGACAAUGUCUUUCUACCUAAUUUCACCUUUCCAUUUGCCUUUGGCCAAAGGGCUACUGACUAUGCCCUGAAUGGUGUUCUGAUUGUUGUUCUCAUCAUUGUCAUGAUAUCACUGGGUUGUACCAUGGAGAUAUCCAAGAUCAAGGCUCAUUUCUGGAAACCCAAAGGGGUAGCUAUUGCUGUGGUAGCCCAGUAUGGAGUCAUGCCCUUGACAGCAUUUGGCCUGGGUAAGUUCUUCCAGCUGAACCCUGUUGAGGCAUUGGCUGUACUCAUCUGUGGCUGUUGCCCAGGAGGAAAUCUCUCCAACGUAUUCAGUCUGGCAUCAAAAGGAGACAUGAACCUCAGCAUUGUGAUGACAGCAUGCUCAACACUCUUGGCCCUUGGUCUGAUGCCUCUUCUGUUGUAUCUCUACACUAAAGGCUUAUACCACGGUAAUCUGGAGAGCAAAGUGCCUUACAAAGGAAUUGUUAUUUCCCUGGUCAUGACACUUAUCCCCUGUGCUCUGGGCAUCUUCUUAAAUGAAAAGAAGCCUCAGUGUGCUCGCCUCCUUGUUAAGGCAGGUAUGAUUAUUCUGCUUCUAUCAUCUAUCCCAAUAAUUGCUCUGUCAGUGAUCAAUGUUGGAAGAAGCAUAUUGAUCGUCUUCUCUCCACGCCUGCUGGGAACAUCUGCUUUAAUGCCGUUUAUUGGCUUCUCCUUGGGCUAAACCCUAUCUGCAUUGUUCAACCUCAGUGAUCAGUGCAGGAGGACAAUCUGCAUGGAGACUGGCUGCCAAAAUGUGCAGCUCUGUUCCACCAUUCUCAAGCUGGCUUUUGCCCCUGAAGUUAUUGGACCCCUCUUCAUCUUUCCUCUUCUGUAUAUCAUAUUUCAACUGGGAGAAGGGCUCCUCCUUGUUGUGAUCUUCAGAAAUACAAAACAGAAGGAUUCAUCAAAAACCAUCGACAUAAUUGUGGACAACGCUGAAUUGGAAAUCAACCAUGCAGCAGAGGUCAUAGUAAAGGAAGGGAAUGCUAAGGAAACCUGA